CCACUCCCGGAAAAUUUCAAACCCUUUACCUCUCUCUCUUUCUCUCUUUCUCUUUUUCUCUCUCUACCUCCGCCGCAGCCGCCGCCGCCGACGACGACGACGACGAAGACGAAAACGAUGCCGAGCGGUGCGGCGGCGCCGACGCUUCCGCCGGGGUUCCGCUUCCACCCCACCGACGAGGAGCUCAUCGUCCACUACCUCCGGAACCGGGCCUCCGCGCUCCCGUGCCCCGUCGCCAUAAUCGCCGAGGUCGACAUCUACAAGUUCGACCCUUGGGAGCUCCCCGGAAAAGCGCUUUUCGGGGAGCGGGAGUGGUACUUCUUCAGCCCAAGGGACCGCAAGUACCCAAACGGAGUCCGCCCGAACCGCGCGGCAGCGUCAGGGUAUUGGAAGGCGACAGGCACUGACAAGCCGAUUGUCGCGAGCAGAGGGAACGCGAACGUCGGAGUUAAGAAGGCCCUUGUUUUCUACAAGGGUAAGCCCCCGAAAGGGGCUAAGACGGAUUGGAUCAUGCACGAAUAUCGCCUCGCUGAGGCACUGAAUGGGUAUUCUCACCACAAGCCCGUGAAGAAUAGAGACUCUUCUAUGAGGCUGGAUGAUUGGGUGCUCUGCCGAAUCUACAAGAAGAGCAGCCAACUAAACUCGGCGGAGCAUGAACAAGAAGACUCCGGCGUGGAGGACUCCUACGUCUCAAGUUUACCGAAUUCCUCGCCAAAGAACAGCCUAAAAUUACCCAAAUCCUCCUCUCUCACCGAUCUCCUCGAUAGCGUUGACUACUCCGCGCUCUCGCGGUUGCUCGAGAGCACGACCGAUAUCCCGAGUUACGAGUUUGGUCCCCUUGGUUACACAAGCUUAAACCAGCCCCUGAUCAGUAGCAGCAGUAAUAACUCGCACCACCAAUUCUUUGAAACAGGGUCUUCUUCCCCUGCUUUGAUCGCCGAGAACGGCGCGAAGCGCCAAAGGGUGGUUAGUUCCUGCUUUGAGGAUGGCGGUAAUGCUCUACAAACCGUGAAGAGGCCAAGUGAUCAUUCUAGGAGUUCUUCUAACAUGGUUUACCAAUUGGAUAAUCCCCAGUUCAAUUUGCUAAGUCACCAAUUGUUAUUGAAGCCCCACUUGGGGUUGCAGUGAGGCCACACAUAUCAAGUUGAAAAGAAUUGGGCAUGGUUGAUAGAAUAUUUCGGCUUGCUGAUACAUAUGGAGCCCUUGUUUGUACAAAAAAAGUUUGUGUGGUUUUUUUACACAGGGGCAUAGAAUUAGAAUUGCAUGUUAGGAAACUUCUUCAAUGAUGGCAAAAGUAGAUGCCAAUAAAGAAAAUUAAGGAUGCAAUAUACUUGAAGAGAAUGUGAUGGUUUGAGUUGUACAUAUUUUUCUGGUUUGCAAUUGAAAUCUGCGCACCAUUUAGGGUUCA
Messenger RNA from Ananas comosus (pineapple), 1408 nucleotides. Its product is annotated as NAC transcription factor 29-like. Gene Ontology annotation, biological process: regulation of DNA-templated transcription. Bases 118 to 1128 code for a protein of 336 amino acids. The record is from RefSeq and is a predicted model, not a curated record. Gene Ontology annotation, molecular function: DNA binding. The transcript has 3 exons. Lineage: Eukaryota; Viridiplantae; Streptophyta; Magnoliopsida; Poales; Bromeliaceae.